Molecule: messenger RNA, 1575 nt
Organism: Paraglomus occultum
Lineage: Eukaryota; Fungi; Glomeromycota; Glomeromycetes; Paraglomerales; Paraglomeraceae
Source: the annotation of a GenBank genome assembly
AUGUCCUCCGAACUAGAUUUCCUCAGACAAGAAAAUGCUAAGCUAGUGGCCGAGAAUGCUGAGCUUAAGCACGAAAACUCAAAACUAAAACAGAUCAUAGAAGACAAUGCCGAGUUUAAGGCCAAAAUCAUGAAACUUGAACAAACUGUUGAUAAAAUCGAGAAGCAGAAUCAUGAUAUCUCGCAGUCUCCAGUUUGUUCACCAUUGCCAGUAACAUCCCAAUUAUCUUCCCCGCCACCUAUCGAGGACCACUCUGAUAAGGAAUAUAGCGUCAGUGUAAAUCAACUAAAAACUGAGCCCGUAUCAUUAGAAGACAGGGUGGUCGAUGAAUUCGUGGAUUCAAUGUAUAAGGAACAGGUUAGUAACGAGAUAAGAGAUAGAAGCAGAGAAAAAAAGCUUCAGCGCGAAUCGGCUGGAAACCAAGCCCAAGACUUAUCGCAAUUUCAUGAAAUUACAUCCAGAGAUAUGGAGUCACGGCCCCAAGUUAAUCAUAAUACAAAAACCGUUCCCUCAGGGAACGAUCAAAGUCAUGUGAUUUUAACAGAGUCGCCUUCGUUGCAAACUGAAGUGUCUGAAUUAGAACAGGAUGAUGAAAUUGAUAAAAACCAAAUCGUUGAACAAGGUUUAAUACAAGAAUUGCAUUUACCUACUAAAGAAAACGACAGUUCUAUCAAAAUUAGCAACUCCGGCGACAAAUCAGGGAAUAUGUCUUCGGAGGAAUCGAUGAUUGUUUCCUUUGGAAAUUCUGCCCAACAUUUGUCUCAUUUAUUUAAAACAGCAAUCAGAUCAAGACAACAGGAAAUCUUAAACUGGUAUUAUUAUUCUCUUGAAUUCGAAAAUAAGGUUCGUGAUAUUACAGCCGAUGGUAAAACCAAAGAUAAAACGGCUAGAACAAUGAUUUACAAAGAAAUGAAACAUUUUCUUCCUAAUAUCACACAAGAUAACCUGCGCAAAAAAACUCUUAGAGCUAGAAAACUUCUUAUGUUAUUCGGAAAAGAUGGAGUUGGCAUAGAUAAAAUUAAGCAAGUCACUUAUAGCGCGAAUGAGAUUUCAAAACUGACUAAUGUCCAAAUCCAAAAUAUUAUAAAUCAAGUGACUUUAAAAACCGUUCCCUCAGGGAACGAUCAGACUAAUGCAGAGAAAGUUAUUAUUGCUGUACAGAGUUUACCGGAAACUCAGGGAAGGGUACCAAACAAAAUCAGCAACUCAUCAAUUCAUCCAAACAAAACCCGCCUUUAUCAGCCAGAGGCAGGCUUACGCCAAUAUGCCAUCGAACAUGGAAUGGAUCCCGAGAAAUUUUCGGUCAUUACUGAGGCUGAGAAAAAUCAAUGGGUCAUGGGGUGUUUUCCUGCUAACUUGGAAAGAGAUAUACGCCUUUAUCGCGGAGGAAUAAAAAGGAAUGAAGAUACUAGAAAAUAUCAUAAAUUUUUAACAGAUCGGGAUAGGCUAAUCGGAGAAGAGUUAUUACGUCGCAGUAUAUUAAAGAGUGGUUUAAGUACUACAUGGCUAGACGAUCUGAUGAAAGAAUGGGAAGAAAUCCAUACUCAAUUCAUACAAAUUUUUAGCCAGACAUAG